UAUUAUCAUAUACACUGUUUUAAAAGUACAAUUUCUGUUAAUUUUUUUUCAUUAUGCCAUGUUUCUAAAAUUUGAAAUGUGUAUAUCAGAAUCUUGGUUGAUAUUUUUUUGUACUAUUUGUAUUUUUAAGCUUAUUACCAAUCUGCAGAGUUAUAGCACUGCCAAGUCAUCAGUAAGCCGCAAGGAAAGUAAUUACAAGACUAGCACUCUGCAUGUACUGAAUGCUACCAAAGAGGACUCAGGGCACUACAAUUGCAAGGUGACUGCAGAUCUCUCAAAACCUAAUGAUGAUUCCUUUGAAGUUAUUGUGCAAGACUCAAUACAAUCUUUCAUCAAUAUCACAAGUUCUAUUGAAAAAAUCAAAAUGGAAGAAUCACAACCACUGAAAUGGAAAACUCUAGUUCAUACCUAUCCCACUGAUCCAGUGUUGGUAUAUCGUAACUGGAGAAAGCUGGAGAUAAAGGAAUCAAGCAGGAUUACUACUGAGCAUCAUGCAAGCUCUGCUGAAUCAUGGUUGAAAAUCAGCAAUGUGACUGCUGAUGACUUUGGAUUUUAUACGUUAGAGGGGAUAACUAGUGAUAAGAAGGCUAGAGACAAUGCUACAGUUUUCGUUGAAGUGAAGAGGAACCUCAAUAUUCGUAUGCCCAUGUGUUUGUACAACUUGAUAUUCUCUCAACUUUUUCGAGAAAAGUUUGACUUGUAUGAAGACCGUGGGAAUUCCACUUCUGCUCCUGGUAACCGCAUAACAUUUUCAAUUGCUUACCGUCCUCACCAGUCUGGAAUUUUGCUCUGUGAUAUGAAAAAUUUGUAUGGAUCAAAAAAUGCAACUGUUGACGUAAUCAUGAGUGAUAUUGGUGGCAAUUAUGUUUUUAAAUAUACAGUACAGAACAAAAUAAGUCAGGUGUACCAAAACAAAACUCUCACUGUUAUUGUUAACGAUGACUUCUAUUUGAUGUGCGGAGCCAGCAAGUUUAGCUACAGUAAAGUUCAACUUUCACACUCUGCAGCCACAAACAUCCUCAAUGAUUUGAAUAUCCUUGCAAAUGAAACCAGUUUAUCCAAGUGGAAUUAUAUUAAAAAAGACGAAGUAACAAUGGAUCUGGAAGGCAACUAUACCUGCAAGGCCGUGGCUAAUAGUAAUCGACCUUCCAAAGUAAUAGUGUUGAGAAUUAAUGUGCUUUCUGAAGAACCAGUGAAGUUCACAGAUAGUGCCAAUAUGCACAUCAGUGGAGGAACAGUAUCAGUCAAGGAAAAUCAGCAGUUCAGUUUUAAGUGUACUGUCACUGGGACACCAACUCCAGUCAUCACUUGGUUUAAGGAUAGUGAGCCACUGCAACCUGGCUCUGACUUCAUCAAUAAUGAAACAGUCCUCUUGAAAAACAAAAACCAGACAUUGAUGCUGAGGUACGUGUUUGAAGCUCAUGUUGGACGCUACAGCUGUAUGGCAGAAAACCGAAAGAACUCAAUCGUUGGCUUUCUCACGCUUACCGUUCCUAAAGCUGGGCUUAGCACUCCUGCCAAAAUUUCACUGGUGCUUGCAUGCUUAGGCAUUAUCAUUUUAGUGGCAGUGGUCUUUGUGUUGUUCAAGAGAGUAAAAAAAGAAAGAAAAUUCCGAAAAUCUUUCCGUAAGAAUGAAUUAUACUUAUUUGAAAAAGGCAACAUUUGUCAACUGAACCCUGACUGCACAGCUGAUGAACAAGCAGAGUUGUUGCCAUAUGACCAAGAGUGGGAAGUUCCUCGAGAGGAUAUCAAAAUUGGCAAACAGUUGGGUUCCGGAGCCUUUGGACGUGUUGUGAAGGCAGUGGUAACGGGUCUGGAUGUAGAUGGUGAGCCAACAACCACAGUAGCAGUGAAGAUGUGUAAGAGUCAGGCUGACCCAUCCCAGGUUCGAGCCCUGGCCCUUGAGCUCAAGAUAAUGCUUCACCUUGGCAAGCAUCUCAAUAUUGUUAACCUUAUGGGUGCCAACACUGUUAACAUUGGGAAAGGAGAGCUGUGGAUUCUUGUUGAGUACUGUCACUUUGGUAACCUUCUUGCAUUCAUGCACCGGCAUAGAAAGAAUUUCAUAAAUCAAAUCAAUCCUGCCACUGACAGAAUUGACCCAACACAGUUAGUGAUGGACCCUUCUAUGUCACUAUUGUCACUGGGUCAAAGAGGAUAUCCAACUGGUCCUAUAACAGACCAGGAUGGAUAUCUGGCUCCUAAUGUUUCCAAGUUCAGCUUGACAACACCUCCAAGAGCUAGCAUAUCAUCUCCUCCACAGUCUCCCACAUCCAUGACAGGAUCCUGUAAGUUAGAUGGCACUCCAAGACAGGUUAUGGAUAACCCGAUGUACCAUGUUGGUUUAAAACGCUCAGUGAGUGACUGUCCUGAAGAUGAUCUAAAGACAAAUAGUAGCUCAGGAGGGUCCCAGAUUCCACGUUCCAGAGACUCCAGACUACACAGUACAAGAUCCAACACCAACUCUGAUAUUGGAUCAAUUGGAUAUUGUAAAAAUGACCUACAAAUCACUAACACUGACAUGACAACAGUUCAGUCACCUAUGUCCCCAUCACUUUUGUCUCCUUCAGAAUAUUCACAGCUGGGUUUGGAUUCACAAGGAAACCCUUUCUCUUAUGACAUUGGUAACAUACCAGGUGUUAAUGCACCUUUCACAACUAGUGUUCUUAUAUGCUGGGCCUGGCAGGUUGCACAAGGAAUGGACUACCUCACUCGCAGAAAGGUUCUUCAUGGAGAUUUAGCUGCACGAAAUCUUCUCUUGUCAAAUGACAACGUUGUAAAAAUCAGCGACUUUGGUCUGUCAAGAGAAAUGUACAAGAAAGACGUCUAUAUGAAGAAAGGAGAUGAUUUAAUGCCCAUUAAGUGGAUGUCAGUGGAAGCUGUCCGUGAUCGUAUAUUCAGUGUCCAGAGUGAUGUGUGGGCCUUUGGAGUCACCUUGUGGGAAAUCUUCUCCUUAGGUUCUACACCUUACCCUGGUAUAGAGGUCAACAAGGACUUCCUGGAGCUGCUUGAGAAUGGCUACCGCAUGGAUAAACCAAAAUAUGCAAACCAGGAAAUAUACACAUUGCUGCUGCAGUGUUGGGAGAUGGAACCCAUGAACCGUCCUAACUUCGCUCGCUCUGCUGAACACCUAGGUGUUCUUAUGUUGCCAGAUCUUAAAGGACAAUAUGUGGCAAUGAAUGACCCAUACCUGGUAAUGAAUGAGGAGCGGUUCAGAACAGGAACAGAUUACCUUGACAUGCUGUCAAGUCCUGACUUUGAUAACCUUCAACGUGAGGAUGAGGACACCAAGAGAAUGUACCUUAACUUAAAGAAUGCUGAUGGGAACACUGAGGACAACUACUUGAACAUGAAGUCACCAGACUUAGUAGGAUACUCCCGUGUUGGUGUUGGUGGUGAACCUACAACUGGGGUGUCCAAUCCUCAUUACUUGCCAAUGAAUUCUACCAGGGGAACUCCAAGCCCCAUGGUUGAUGUGUUUAGUCCACGACCUAAUGAGAUCCCAAGAUUCACUUUUGGACAAGGGGCAGAAAGUUCUCGACUAACAGAACUUCCAGAAGAGGAUGAAUCUGCACUUCAAGAUAUUUCUAAAGACACAAAUGACCAGUCUUCAGAAAAGUCAUCUCUGAUAAAUGCUGGUACUAAGUCUCCCUCAGAGGGUCACCUCUCAAACCUUUCUCAACAUAACUCUGAAAAUGAAGACCCUCUAAGUGGGAGCAUAAACAAUGGUGAGGUGACCUAUGUUAACCUUCCAUAUUAUGAAUCAACUUAGUUAAAGAGGCUGUUAAUAAGCAAUUUAUUUGCUCAGAUGUAAAAAUCUGCAACAGACUGUUGGACGAUGAAAAUCAUUGUUCAAACAUUCCUCAUGGUAAUGUACCUAAAAUUACAAUUAAGUUUAAUUUUAAGAAUUACAAGGCUGACAAAUAUAGAUGUAUAUAGUGUAUACAUAGAUGUAUAUAGUGAUUACUUGGUGUUCGUUCAUGCAUUAUAAUUAAUAAAGUAAUUCUGGGCUACAAUUUGUAAAUGAUGAACAUGCAUUGCUUAGUCAAUCUGGUUAAACACUGUGGGGUAUGGCCAGCAAAUUGAUGAGUAACUUCUCAAGGUCUACUAGAGACCUUGAGAAGCCAUACACAGGCUUUUUAUCACCAAGUAUGUCUACCCAUACCCACAUCUGACUCAGUUGUAUAUCAAAGAUAUCUGCUGUACUAAAUUUAGGGUAUAUUUAUACUUAUACUAUAUCAGAGUUGUACUUAUGCACAGUGUUGGUCAUGAUACUGAGAUACAUACAGCAAAUUUGUAGAUCUAUUGAUAUGUAUUUUGAGAAUACAGUGACCCCUCGUUUUUCGUAAAUAAUCCAUUCCUAAUUGCGAAAUUGACGAUUUGCGAAACCAUUUUCCCUAUAAGAAAUAAUGUAAAUCCAAUUAAUCCGUUCCAGACACCCAAAAGUGUUAAAACAAAAUAAUUUUUUACAUGAAAUAUAGAUGUACAUACACAGAAAACAAUGAGACAUGAAGAAUAAAACAAUAACAACAUGACACUUACCUUUAUUGAAGAUUCUUCUUAGUGUAUGGAAGACGGGAGGAGGGGAGAGGAUGGAGAAAUUACUGUUUGGAAGGGGAAUCCCUUUCCAUGAAGACUUCAGGUACGCAGUCCUUUUCUGGGGUUACUUCCCUUCUUUGUUUUUUAAUGCCACUAGGACCAGCUUGAGAGUCACUGCACACCUGUGGCACUAAAUAUCUGUCCAGAGAACUCUGUUUCUGGCAUCACUUUAAAAUUUUCCUAAAAUGGGACAAGACAUUGUCAUUGUACAUGUUGCCGACACAGCUUGCAACAGCUUUGUUAGGGUGAUGUUCCUCCACAGAUCUUUCCAUCCUACUCCACAUUGCACAAAUCUCCAUUAUUACCACCCUCUACGACAAUCACAACCACCAUCACAACCACCAUCACAACCACCCUCUACCACCAUCACAACCACCCUCUACCACCAUCACUACCACCCUCUACCACCAUCACUACCACCUUCUACCACCAUCACAACCACUACCACCCUCUACCACCAUCACUACCACUCUCUACCACCAUCACAACCCUGCCACCCUCUACCACCAUCACAACCACUACCACCCUCUACCACAUCACAACCACCACCACCCUCUACCACCAUCACAACCACUACCCCACAUCACAAUCAUUACCACCAUCACUUACCACCAUCACAAUCAUUACCACCAUCACUACCACCAUCACAGUCACUACCACCAUCACAACCACUACCACCCUCUUCCACAUCACAGCCCCUACCAUCCUCUACCACCAUCACCAUCACCCUCUACCACCAUCACAACCACUACCAGCCUCUACCACCAUCACUACCACCCUCUACCACCAUCACAACCACUACCACCCUCUGCCAUCAUCACAACCACUAUCACUACCACCACCACUUUCAUAUUUUUCUACAAUGUUUUUCUUUAAUUCUUCCGUGUUUGUCACCUUCUUUACCAAAGGGCUGGCACUAGCUCUCUUUGGGCCCAUGGUGGCUUAUUUCGCAGUUGCAAGCACUAAAACGGAUGGAAUGUUAUGAAAUGUAUCGUAUGAAUGCAUGGGAUCAUGCUCACUCGCUGAUAAAAAAUGGGACACUGACUGUGACUGUGUCGGGGCCACUCGUACGCAUCUGGGAUGAACAACGAUUCGCGAGUCAAUAUUUUGAUGAAAAAACAUUAUGAUUUUCGAAAAUUGCAACUUCCGAUGCUUACAAAAAACGAGGGUCCACUGUAUUAUAAACAAUGAAAGGGGCAGAUUAUAUAUUUAGUGCAUUACACUGUAUUAAUAUGCACAGUAUAUUAUAGAUAAGCAAGACGUGCAGUGGUUGGGUAUCUAUGGUUGAAACAUUUCUCAUACAUAGUUGGCCUCUUUAGUCACGUACAGAUGUGACUAAAUAUGGAGACAGCAGCAGCAGUGACGAAACAAAAAUUUCCUGAUCAGUCUAUCAACCUUGAAGGAGCAACCUUCAAGGUUACCACUUCAAGGUUGAUGAACUGAUCACAUCAGUACCUCACCACUGCUUCUGUUACUUCCAUAUUUACUAGUCACCUCUGUACUUGACUGAAGAAGCCUACUGUGUAGGCAAAAUGUUUCGUCAAAGAUAUUCAAUUGUUGCACGACUUGGUAAUGUGCUUGUCAAUACUGUAUACCAUUUUCAUAAGUAUACAGUAUAUUGUACCGGACAGACAUUUUUGAUAGCAUUCAAUGUGGAAAAUGUAUAUAAAGCAGGGCUAGCUAAUACAAAUGAACAAGAUGUUAUACAGGUGUCAAAUCAUAAUUAUACAUGGUACUAUAUUAUUGAACACUUUAUAUUAUAUAUGAAGAUGAGUCAUGUUUUUUUACCCAUGGAAGCAAAAUAGUAGCAAAAGUAUAUUGCCUCACUGAUGGUCUUGACUUCGUCAAAAUGGACUGCUGUCCACCAGAUGGUCUGGCUGUCCACCAGAUGGUCUGGCUGUUUCUUUGAACGUGUAUGUUUAUUCAUCUCUGGUGCCCUUCUAAUUCUUUACAUCUACAUAUCCUACUCUGCAAGGAUUGUCAGGUCUUCUUGGGAGUCCAACAGCUCUUGAUUAAGUACAUUGUGCCCCGUGGCCUGGUGGCAAAAACUCUCGCUUCACACGGCAAGGGUUCGGGUUCGAUACUCGGCAAAGGGGUGGAAAAGAUGGAUGUGUUUCCUUACACCGAUUGUCUGUAUUUACCCAUCAGUAAAAUGGGUACCUGGGUGUUAGUCAACUGGUGUGGGUCAAUUCCUGGGACAAAAUUGACCUAAUUUACCAGAAAUGCUCUGCAUAACAAGCGGCUUUCUGUAUAGUAGUACAGUGGACCCCCGGUUAACGAUAUUUUUUCAUUCCAGAAGUAUGUUCAGGUGCCAGUACUGACCGAAUUUGUUCCCAUAAGGAAUAUUGUGAAGUAGAUUAGUCCAUUUCAGACCCCCAAACAUACACGUACAAAUGCACUUACAUAAAUACACUUACAUAAUUGGUCGCAUUGGGAGGUGAUCGUUAAGCGGGGGUCCACUGUAUGUCAUUGAUAUCAGCUAGGACUGUAUACCUUGUACACAUACUUGUAAUAAAUAAAGAUAUUAUUAUAUUAUAUUACAGUAAUUCAUUGCCAUGACAUACUUGAUCUACUGUCCCUACUGACUCUCCCUCUUUCACUGCAGACACUAAUUUCUUAACUGACAGAUUUGCUACAGUAAUUGUGACACCCUUUACUCUCCUCCCAUUUCCCUUCUUUUGAUGUCUAUAGAUCAACACCACCUCAUCCUCUUCUCUCUCUUAGUUCUGUGCAUGGCUAAAUGUCCUUAUGGGAUUAAUGAUAUUCACAAAUAUGAUGAUUUGUGUACAUAAUUGUACAAAUGAUAAUUUUGUUACAUAUAAUGUUUAUUUCAGUCAGAUGUUAAAAACUAUAAUUUUUCUGAAAGUUGAAUCAGACUGGUACAGUUUUUGCAAAUUAUUGAUGUAUUUUCAGUUAUUAUUUAUAAAAGUUUUGUCUAAUGUUUUUCCCACUGAAUAAACUUAGGCUGCAUUUUAGUUUAUCUUUUUAUACAGCAAAGCUGAUAUGCAAAAUUAUUUGGAAAUGCAGCACCUCAUUUUGCUCUGUCCAAAUGAACUUUGAAAAAAAUGUACUGUAAAACUUUGUACAAAGUUCUUUAGGGUAAAAUAAACUUCAGAUUCAAGGUUUUUCACUGAAAUAUUCUUGUUCAUUGUGUUUUGUGUUGUAUAUUAGUAUAUUAUUAGUAUUAAUAUAUUAUUUCAUUUGCAUCUCGCAAAUAAAGUAAAUUUAAAGUGCAAUUAUAUUGUAUAUAAUUGAAAAAUUCUGAAAUGCUUUUGUCUUCAUUUUGUUUAUGUAUUUUUAGUGUACAUGUACAUAAUAUGUUAAUGUAUCAGAUAUUUGAUGCUUUCCUAGGCCACUGCACUUACAUCUUCAUGAGUAUUAUAUCUGCUAGAAAACUGUUUACUGUACCAGUAUGUACAGUACUCAAGGGAGGUAAAUAUUUAUAUUUUACUUUGAAAUACCAUUUAUAAGGAUAAUCUAUGAUUACCAGCAGCAUUCUUAUUACAAGCUACACUCUCAUUACCAGUCAUUAUCCUCAUUACCAUUUUACCUAAUCCAAAACACUGUUGUGACUUACAUUAGUAGGGGUCAUAUAAGGGUCAUACAGUGCCUGGGAAAUGAGAGGCAGUCAGAGUCAGUCCAAGGAAAGGGCAUAUAAGCUCACUUCCUUGGACACAAACCUUUCUUACUGGUGUCAAGCCUCCUUGAGGGAGUGCCUCUCAAUAUUAUUAUUGUUAUUACAAUCAAAACUGGGUGUUUAAAACACAAGGGUUAUACAGUGCGCCUCUCCAUACAUACAGUGGAACCUCGGUUGUUGAACAGACUAGCUGUCGACAAAUUGGUUUUUGAACUGAUUUGUUUGAUUUGGUUUUUGCACGUGGUCUUGGUUGUUGACCAACAACGCUCGGAUCACAAUCACCAGAGUCCACAGCAUGGGUCUUGGUGAGUAUAGCAACUAAUGCGCAUGCUGUAAACAUUUUUUUGAGCUCUUGCUGUGCACCUCUUCAAGGGGGGCUCCUUGGCAUGGUGAAGAGGCUCUUGGUCUCAGGAAUUAGACCUGUCGGUCUCCUUCCUCAGACCGAACCUAAUUACCCCCCAAUCCCCUCUUCCCUAUCCCAUCCUUCCCUUUUCCUUUCCUCCUCCUCCCCACCCCUCCCUUUUGCCCUUCCUCUUUUUGGCCUUUGGGAUUUUUUCCACAGGCACACUAGUUCAUAGGUAGGGGGAAGGGUACCAGGGUCCAUCCCAUUCCGUUGAGGUUCUUGGCGGUGGCGUAGUUUGCCGUGGGAUCUGGAUCGCCUGGGAUGUCCCGAUCCCUCUCCAGUAUCUCGGAGGGUGGCUUUGGGUGUCUUUCAGGCAACGGGUGUAUCUCUGGAAGCCACCUUUCGGAUUCCGAAGGAGGUAUGCUUUGUGGUGGAUAUCCGGCCGCCCUCUCUUCUCCACCGAGGUAGCUCGGUAGAUGUGAGGUUGGUAUCCCGGAUUGCUGGUUUACUGGCAUGAAGGGUAGGGUAUGGCACGGGUUCCAUGCUGCAUCUUUGCUGCUUGUGGUGCUGAGGUCCUCUUGGGCACGGAGGGAGAUUUCUGGCCCUUUCAUUCCUCCUAGGAACUAUCCCUCCCUGGUCCCCUCUUUUUUUAUUCUUUUUUUAUUUUUAUUUUCUUUUCUUCUUUCUUUUUUUUUAUUAAAAACAAAAAGAAAGAAGUAACCUAACCAUGGAGUCCCAAAUCCAUGACCCCACUACCCCCGGGCCCCUUAUUGUUACCGCACCCUGUUCUGACCUCGCCUCGUCUUUUGGCCACUCUUUGAACACUCCUAAGGCCCCUGUACCUCUUGCUGGUGCUGUUUCCUCACUCGCUUCAGGUACAGGGGCUUCCACUGACUCCUUCGAUUUGUCUGACCUCCGCUUUCCUUUGACUAUGCUUCCGGCCUCUCCCUCUAUGGUGUGACAAUUUUCGAAUCGCCAGCCCGUCUCAUGUAGGACCGACUCUGGUCCCACUUCUAAACGCCAACGACAAUCUCCUGACGAUGUUGCUUUGUUACCUUCCCAUUCUACUUGGAAAAGACCGACACGUCAUGCACUCCCUCUCCACACUCAGUUUCGGACCACACAAUGGACUAAAUUCUUUACUUUACGACCGACUUCUACUGCCUAUCUUUCUGACCAUAGUAUUGGCAAAGUGCUCCUACGCCACGUUGGUAGAGAUAUUUCCUUUCAUGCUCUUAAGAGUGGUACGCGCAUCAUCACAAUCCAGAAUUCUACCCAAGCUCAUGAUCUUUCUCUACUUUCACAUGUCGAUACUAUUCCUAUCACUAUCGAAAAACAUCAUUCCCUCAAUUCUUGUAGUGGUACUGUUAUUCUGCCCCAUACCAUAGUCCAACAGAAUUUCCAGACAUGUGGCAAUGACAUUCUCAAACAGCUGGAACUCCAAGAUCUCCCAAUUCUCAAGGUAGACACUUAUGUUCUUCCCACCAGCGGGCGAAGACGAAACCCUUGCAAUGUGGCUCGUUUAACUUUUGACAGUCGUGAACUCCCAUCCUCUGUUUAUGUAGCAGGACAUCGGUUACAAGUUCGGAAGGCGAUCCCUACACCGCAACAGUGUAGGAAUUGCUGGCGAUUUGGCCACCCAUCAAAAUAUUGCAGAUCUAUAGCCAAAUGCCCAGUCUGUGGUGCCGAUGACCAUUCUAAUACAUCUUGCAGUCGACCUCCCUCUUGCCUUAAUUGUCAUGAGGCUCACCCUUCGUACUAUUGCCGUUGCCAGGUCUGCUUAAAUGAGCGGGAAAUUCGUUGCCUCAAAGAGGCAGAAGGUCUCCCUUAUGCUAUGGCAGUUUCUCAUCUCCGCCUCCAAGGGAGACUACCCCAUGUUUCUUAUUCUCAUGUUUCAAAACGUCCCCCCACUUCUGGGGUCCCAUCUUCUGCAGCCUCCUCUGUGGUUGCCAGUCCCAUAGUCACUGCUGUAUCUAAUUCUUUUGCUGUCCUGGGCUCAGACGUCCAUACUUCAACACCUCAGUCUGUCCUCACUUCUUCGUGUUCUUCCUCACAAACCUCGGUAUUGACAAGACCUCGUACAACACCUCCUCCCAAUCGUCCCUCUACUUCUCAGAGGUCCAACAAAUCUCCUGUAACCCCUCCUUCCCUUCAUCCACCUCCACAUUUUACCUUCCCGGUCUCUGUACCUAGGUCUUUCCCUUUCACUGGCUCCAUUACAAGUGUGGAGGUUCAUCCUCCUCCUCGUACUGUGCCUUCCUCCCCUGUCCCCUUCCAAGUUUCUUCCUCUCCUGCCACCUCCCGGGUUUCUGCGUCUUCUGUCCCCUCCCACACUUCUCCAGUUCCCUCCACCCUUUUGCCCCCCCCCCUACCUUGGUACAGUCCAUUACAGCUCCGAUCUUUACUCAAACUCCUCCUCCUUCCAUCUCCAAUAUUGUCUCCCAUACGACGUCUCUGAACUCUGAAACACUUGAAGUAAUCUCUGAAUAUAUUGCAGAGACCAAACCAUCAAUGGACAUUGAUCCACCCUCUGUUCCUUCUCUUUCCACUUCUCCAUCUGCGCAACUCCUUUCUUCACAACGCACCGUUCCUUCGCUACUUGAAUGUUUUCCUUUGCCACCGCAUGUGGACUUUUCUAACCCUUCUAGUCCGUAGGUACCCUUACCUGUGGAUUUCAGGUAUCUUUAUCAUUGCCCCAAUCAUGGCCUAUUUACAGUGGAAUAUUCGCGGCCUCAGGGAUAAUCGGGGUGAGCUUCAGAUGUUGCUCUCCCAGUUUUUCCCUGUUGGUGUUUGCUUACAGGAACCAAAAUUACACUCUGCCGUUAUCUAUCCCAUCUCAGGCUAUAAUUUAUUGUAUUUUUCAGAUCUUUUUCCUGAUGGGACCUUUAAUGAAAGUGCCCUUCUUCUACGCACUGAUAUUCCGUACCAUCAGCUAUUUGUUCGUACUUCGCUGCAUUACACAGCAGCCCGUAUCCUCUUGCAUAGGUGGUAUACACUCUGUUCUUUGUAUCUCUCUCCUUCUCGGGCAUUAUCUAUCCCGGAUAUUGCCUUUCUUGUUUCGUUAUUACCGCCAUACUUGGCGAUUUUAAUGCCCAUCAUUUCCUCUGGGGGGGGGUCUCACUGUGAUUCCCGUGGCAUUCAGUUAGAAGCUUUUCUUGCUACCCACCCCCUCCAUGUUUUGAAUACGGGUACUCACACCCAUUUUGAUCCUCGGGCUCAUACUCUCUUGCAUCGAUCUCUCAGUCUGCUCUUCCUCUGCCGCAUUAGACUUCACCUGGUCUGUUCUCCCGGAUUUACAUGACAGCAAUCAUUUCCCAAUCAUUCUUACUUCCCCUUCAUAUUCACCACCUCUUCGUAUGCCACGCUGGCAAUUUGAUCAGGCAAAUUGGAACCUUUACUCACAACUAACUGUUUUUAGUGAGGUUCCUUCUUCGUCCUCCAUUGAUGAGCUUUUACACCUCUUCUCAUCCUCUGUUUUAACCGCAGCUUCUCAUUCUAUACCCCAAACUUCGGGCAGGCAGUCUCAGAAAUGCGUGCCUUGGUGGUCUCCUGCUUGUGCUCGUGCAGUACGUUUGAAACGCGCUGCGUGGGGCAGAUACCGGUACAAUAGAACCACGGAGAGACUUCUUGAUUUUAAGCAGAAGCGUGCAAUCACUCGCCGUGUCAUUCGUGACGCUAAACACAUUUCUUCUCGAGAUUAUGUCUCCACCAUCACCUCUGCUUCCUCUAUGAGUGCAGUCUGGAAAAAGUACGAAAACUGAGUGGCAAAUAUUCUCCUGACCCGGCUCCUGUUCUGCGGGUUGCCGGUGUUGAUAUAGCAAACCCACUAGAUGUUGCCAAUGAAAUUGGCAAUCAUCUGGUUUGUAUUUCUCAGGGGCUCCAUCUAUGCCCCUCGUUUCUUUCCUCAAAGUCUGCCAGAGAGUUAGCACCCUUGGACUUUUCUUCUCUCAGAGAAGAACAGUAUAAUGUGCCUUUUACACUUCAGGAACUGGAGGCAACACUCUCAGCCUGUUGAUCAUCGGCAGCUGGGCCCGACGACAUUCAUAUUUGUAUGCUACAACAUUUACAUCAGUCAGCCCUUACAGUCCUAUUACGCCUUUUCAAUCUUAUUUGGUCACAAGGAGUUCUUCCACAGCUGUGGAAAUCUGCCAUUGUUCUCUCUUUCCCCAAACCGGGUACUACGGGACAUGAAGCCUCCCACUAUCGUCCCAUUGCUCUUACCAGUGCAGUUUGUAAAGUGAUGGAACGUCUGGUAAAUCGACGUUUAAUGUGGUAUUUAGAGACACACAACAGUCUCUCCACUAGUCAAUAUGGCUUUUGUAAGGGCCGUUCUACCAUAGACCCCUUACUACGCUUGGAUACGUAUGUUCAUAAUGCCUUUGUGAAUAACCACUCAGUUAUUGCCAUAUUUUUUGACCUUGAGAAGGCAUAUGACACAACUUGGAGGUAUAAUAUUUUGGCCCAAGCCCACUCCUUAGGCCUUCGAGGCAAUCUACCAUCCUUUCUUAAGAACUUUUUAGCUGACAAACAUUUCCGUGCUCGGGUUAAUAAUGUGCUCUCCCCGGACUUUAUCCAAGCUGAAGGUGUUCCCCAGGGAUGUGUUCUGAGCACAACACUUUUUCUCCUUGGUAUUAAUGAUUUGGCCUCUAGUCUUCCAUCCAAUAUUUGGUCAUCACUCUAUGUUGAUGACUUCGCUAUUGCCUGUGCAGGCUCUGACUGUCACCUCAUUACAGUUUCUCUCCAGCAUGUGGUCGACCAUGUUUCCAAUUGGGCCACCACACAUGGGUUUAAAUUUUCCAGUACCAAAACUCACCAAAUUACUUUCACUAGAAGCUCUGUUAUCUCCGAUCAUCCUUUAUACCUUUAUCGCACCCGUAUCCCUGAACAUGAUACAGUCAGGUUUCUAGGCCUCCUCUUUGACCGCAGGUUAUCCUGGAAACCUCACAUUACCUCUCUGAAGACAACUUGUCACAGCCGGCUGAACCUUCUUAAAACCCUUGCUCAUCUUUCAUGGGGAGCUGAUCGUCAAACUCUCCUUUGCCUACAUUCCACCCUCAUUUUAUCGAAACUUGACUAUGGUGACUAGAUCUAUUCAACUGCCUCUCCUGCUACUCUGUCUAGGCUCAACCCUAUUCAUCACCAAGGAUUAUGUUUAUGCCUUGGUGCUUUUCGCUCUUCCCUUGCUGAGAGCCUCUAUGCAAAAGCGAACGUUCCAUCCUUAUCCGAUCGCCGUGAUGCCCAUUGCCUUCGCUACUAUGUACGCUCUCAUGAUCUCCGCAAUCCUUCCAUUUAUAGAAUGGUCACCGAUAUUAGUAGACAUUCUUUAUUUGUUCGCCGCCCCUGUUUGCUCCGUCCCUUCUCUCUUCGCCUACAUUCGCUCUUGUCUUCUCUUCAAUUUCCACCUUUCUAUGUUCAUGUAGCAUCUCACUUUUCCCUACCUCCCUGGGAAGUUCCAGCUGUUCGAGUCUGUUCUUUCUCACUCCCUUGCUCGAAAGCCCAAUUGUCUACGGUAGCUUCCCGCUCUCUUUUUCUUGACCACUUUCACUCUCAUUCUCAUGCCAUUGCAGUGUACACAGAUGGCUCCAAGUCUUCUGACGGCGUAGGAUUUGCAGCAGUGUUUCCAGACAGCGUCGUACAAGGGCAUUUACUAUCUUCAGCUAGUAUCUUUACUGCUGAAUUGUAUGCCAUUCUUGCAGCACUUAUCCGUAUUGCAUCAAUGCCUGUGUCAUCAUUUGUGGUUGUCUCAGACUUCCUUAGUGCUUUACAGGCUAUACAGAAAUUUGAUACACCUCACCCCUUAGUCCUCCGUAUCCAACUUUGGCUACGCCGCAUCUCUACCAACCAUAAAGAUAUUGUUUUUUGUUGGGUCCCUGGUCUUGUUGACGUACAGGGCAAUGAACAGGCAGACACUGCUGUGCGGUCAGCAGUACAUGACCUAUCAGUUUCAUAUAGAGGUGUUGCAUUUAUGGACUAUUUUGCUGCAAUAGCUACCCACCUUCACACCCGUUGGCAACAACGUUGGUCUACUCUACUCGGUAACAAACAUCAAUCUAUUAAACCAAGUAUAGGUUACUGGCCGUCUUCUUGUCACCAGUGCCGAGGUUGGGAGACUACUCUCUCCCGUCUCCGCAUUGGCCAUACUCAUCUUACUCAUGGAUAUCUCAUGGAGAGGUGCCCUGCUCCUCUCUGUGGGAAUUGUCAGGUUCCAUUAUCGGUCAGCCACAUUCCGUUAGACUGCCCACUUUAUCAACGAGCACGCAGAAUUUACCUCCAACGUCGUCUUCGCUCCGCUGCUCUCUCUUUACCUUCCCUUCUCGCUGAUGGACCCACCUUUCAUCUGUACUCUCUCAUUGACUUUUUGACAACAACUGACUUACUUCACAAACUCUGAUGAUACCUUCAGCCCUUUCUACCUCAAUCUCUUCCUAUCCUCUACCCUGCACUAUCCCCUGCCCCGCUGUUUUCUGUAACCUACUGAUCGCCCCUCCCCCCUUCUGCCGCCCAAUACCCUCGCUUCCUUUCUUACCCUGCAGCGCUGUAUAGCCCUUGUGACUUAGCGCUUCUUUUUGAUUAUAAUAAUAAUAAUCUUGCUGUGCAUCUUGUGAAGGCAAUGAAACUGAAAGUACGAAAUUUGAUGGGAAACUUAUGGAAUUAUGGUACUGUAUCACGAAGUUUGCUGCCUCUGCGGUAUUUAUGCAUCAGCGAUUUUGCCGACUUUGUGCCCUAUUUUGGGCAAAUUCCAUUAUUCCAAUCGACCAAAGUCAUAGCUAUUUCACUAGAACUCCUCUUAGUCUAUCAGUUGAGUACAAGAAACUGAGCAUUUACCUAUUUCAACUACCUAAUUAAGUGAUCUGAAUUUACUAAUUUGGCCAGUUUCACACAAAAUUCAAGAAAAGCCAGUUUCAAAAUAGUGUCAACCAUAAAUGAUGCAGACAUUCCUGGCACUAAAAUAACAUUUUAUCUGUUCAUUAAUCACAUCUCAAGGCCCCUCUUAUAUUACUCUUGCUUUUCAUUUUGAUUUUUAUUCACACAAAAAAAUAGAACAGUUACUGUUAUUCAGACUACUGCAUAAUUGUGUAAAUAAUAGCACAUUCGUGAAUGCACAUUAGACCCAAUAGUUGAUGUAUAUUGGACUUGUGAUAUUUGUUUACUCUUGAACAUUGGCAAAAACUGAAUAUUUCUGCUAAUUUGAGCUCAACUUCAAGCUACUUUUAGUCUUUAAACCAUUGAAACUCAUCUCUAUUUGUGUAAUAUAUCUUCAUUCUAUCAAAUGAGACCAAGAAAAUGAGAAUACAACAAUAAAUACCAUACAAAAAUACACCACAAAGUCGCUGUAUUAAACCAAAAAUAUGGUCGCAGUUUUUUUCCUCAUUAUGCACUGUGUGCUGCAGGAUUUUUUUUAUACUGUGCACACUGACACUGCAGACCCAUUGUCUCACAUGUAGGCCUACCUGCUCUCUCCCGCAAGAUUUGAAGCCGCUAAAAUUUGCCAAUAGCUCUCCUCAGACGGUUAAGAGGCAGUUAAAUUUUCAUUUACUGUAGUAUUUCAGUUAAAUUUUCAUUUACGGUAGUAUUCAUUUUUACAGUUUCUCUCUGCUGUAUAAUUUUGUACAUUGUUUUGCAUACAUGUACUAGUUAGAACAUUAUUAUUAAUAAAUUUAUACAUUGUCAUUAUUGGUCUAGAAUGGAUUAAUUCUAUUUACAUUAUUAUUUAUGGGAAAAAUUGGUUUAGUUGUCAAACCGACAUCUGGAACGAAUAAAGUAUGACAACCAAGGUUCCGCUGUACAAUAAUUCUGGCUAAAACAUGUAUCCUCAGAAUCAUUGUACAAUCUUGUACUGAUUUUCCUGAAUAAAGCUUAUCUUUUUUUGGUGAUUUA
Cherax quadricarinatus is the source of this 16454-nucleotide messenger RNA. The record is from RefSeq and is a predicted model, not a curated record. NCBI's taxonomy places the organism in Eukaryota, Metazoa, Arthropoda, Malacostraca, Decapoda, Parastacidae.